UUCGCCCAACUUACUUAUUUAAGUAACCCGAGCAUCGGUACAAAAUCCCAAGAGACGCCGCAUCGUCCCACCCAAGAUCGCCAUGUCGGCUCCGGAUCUCCACAUCCUCUUCUUCGCCGUCUUCGUCUUCGUCAGCCUCCUCCUCUCGGCUCGCUGCGACGUCGCCCUGUUCAUUUUUGGCGACUCGCUCAACAACGCAGGGAUCAACAAUUACGUGAACACCGUGUCUUUCAGGGCAAACUUCCCUUCAUAUGGCGAGAUUUUCUUCCGCUGUCCCACUGGCAGCUUCACUGACGGUCGUCUUAUAGCUGAUUUCAUUGCUGAAUAUGCGAAGCUACCACUGAUCCCACCAUAUCUCCAGCUGAAGAACGACGGCUGUGGAAGGGGCAAAUUUUGCAUCUGGCGGAGCAGGCGUUUUAUCCGAUACUUACCAAGGAUCUGUAUGUUGAGUGUCUUUCCUUGUCUUUGCUUUGAUUUUUUUUUUAUGUUCCGCUUCCAGGUUGUCUUCCUUAGUUUUCCUUCAUUAGGUGGUGGACCUCAGGACUCAGCAGAAGCAGUUCGAGAAGGCGAAGAGAAUGGUUUCGGAGGGCGUUUACAUGGUCAGCAUCGGAGGCAACGAUUACUUGAACCCGGUUCUCAACAAUCCAGCUUUGUUUCAGUCCAUUUCCAUGGAGGAUUAAGUGGGGAUGGUGGUUGGCAACAUUAGCACUGUGCAGUGCUUGAGGGCAUAUAUAAAGUUGGAGCAAGAAAAUUUGAGUUUGUUACGAUGCCACCUCUUGGGUGCCUCCCAACCGUUUGACCGGUCACCGAAAAUGGUUCUUGUCAGAGAUCAGCCACCGAGCUAACAAAGCUUCCCAGCGUGGCUCUUCCAGCGACGCCAAGCUAGAGUCUCAAUUGCAAGGAUUCAAGUACUCCGUCUUCGACUUGUAUACUUUUCUUGACUAAAAGAAUGGAAAAUCGGCGUGUUGCAGCUCGGGUCUAUACAAGGGGAACUAUAGCUACAGAGGUAUGAGAGGGGUGAGAGAGUACUCGUUGUGCCCUAAUCCGGAGGAGUAUGUGUUCUUCGAUUCCUACCAUCCGAGUGAGAGGGCUUAUUGGCAAUUCGCUCAAUUGAUGUGGAAUGGAAGUUGGCACACCACCUAGCCUUAUAAUUUGGAAGCAUUGUUCAAACAUGGGGACAUUUGAUCUUUUGUUUUUUCAAAGUCUAGGGAAAACAACGGGAAUCAAACUUCAUCUCAUGAAUAAAUGAGGCAUAUUAUUACAGUUUAAA
Molecule: messenger RNA, 1270 nt
Organism: Eucalyptus grandis
Lineage: Eukaryota; Viridiplantae; Streptophyta; Magnoliopsida; Myrtales; Myrtaceae
Product: GDSL esterase/lipase 2-like
Exons: 3
Coding region: 83-706 (207 amino acids)
Biological process (GO): lipid metabolic process
Molecular function (GO): lipase activity
Source: RefSeq, a predicted model, not a curated record